CGCGCAGUCCCUGCGUCCACGCUCUCCUCUACCCUCAUCGACGCUUGUUCCCUCCCACCAUGGCGUCUUCGGCUCUUUUGGCGCAGAUUCAAGCAGGAAAGGCUCUCAAAAAGACUGCGACGCAUGACAGGAGUGCUCCUGUUAUUGAUGGCACAAAGAAAGGACCGUCUGCAGGCGGUGGGGGGUUCGCAGCACCACCAGUCAUGCCAUCGGCGUCGAGUGCAUCCUCAGCAAGUGCAGGUCCACCUCAACUAGGAGCUCUGUUUGCUGGCGGGGUACCAAAACUAAAGCCUACGCAAAACAGCCAAGCGAAAUCUUUGAAUCUUGGGAAACCGCCCUCGAUACCAAAGCGCGAGCCAUCUUCUAAUGGUGUACCGACGCCACCUGCGCCUCCUUCGAGACCUUCGCCGGCGCCCCCUCCACCCGGUCGUCCGCCUCCAUCCUCUGCAUCAGCACCUCCUCCAGCACCGCCUAGUAGACCUGUACCAACACUGAGUGCUGCACCACCGGCACCUCCUAGUCGACCUGUUCCGUCUCCGAGGCCUUCUUCACCUCCCGUACGCCCAGCAGCUCCUCAGAUUCCCAGCCGACUAGUCCCUUCACCGACGGUGGUGCGCACACCACCACCACGUCCUGUACCGGCCUCUCAGAUUAGCAGGAUAAAUGCGGAAGAAGCGGCGACGCUGCGCAAGACCCCAUCGCCUCCUCCCCGCCCUUCGUCUGCUGGUCCUCCAAGCCGUUCCGUCCCAGCACCGCCGGCGUUACCUUCAAGACCGCAUCAUGCACCCCCAGCUCCGCCACCACGCAAAGCAGCUCUAUCGACAACUGGGUCAGGCAGACCUGCACCUCCUAAACCUCCGCCUCGACCUGCGUCUGUAGCGUUAGAACUGACGGCGUCAGCACCUGUGACGCCGGCUCGUCCGCCCCCGAAGUUACCUUCUAGAAAACCGGUAAACAGUUCGCCGAGCUUUAGGAGCCCAAGCCCUGCUACGCUUCCUCCGCGACCGCGUGGUCAUUCGCACAGUAGUGAGGCGCCUCCGCCUCCUCGCGGUCCUUCACCUGCUGCAAGAUUUAACGGACCGUCCUCUGUGCCUCCUCCCCCACCUCCUGGACCGUCUCCUGCUGCGCGCAAUGUCCCGCCUCCACCGCCUCCACCUGGUGGUGCACGAAACAGAGUAGCAUCUGGUCCCAGUACUUUAUCGGUUCCGACGCCGCCAGCGCUUCCACCUGGGCGCCGGUCUCCCUCUCUUGGCAAUAUUGUCGCCGGAAGUCCGAUCCCUAAUGGCGGAACCCCGGCUUUUCGAUCGAAUGCUAAAAUUCCUCCACCGCCAGCGGAAUCUGGUGCUCACAAGUUCGCAAUUACCGGCUUCCCCGUGCCACGCACGAUGGAGAAGGGCGAAAAGAAGUACGGGAGUGGGAGACAACGAGGGUGCGACUUCGACCUAGACUCAUUGUGAUUUUUCUUCUGUUCCUAGCCUAGUGCUGCCGUUCCUCAAUAUUAUUUACUCUGCACUACCGUACUUGAUUGUCACUCUGGACUUUAUGC
Molecule: messenger RNA, 1546 nt
Organism: Fomitiporia mediterranea MF3/22
Lineage: Eukaryota; Fungi; Basidiomycota; Agaricomycetes; Hymenochaetales; Hymenochaetaceae
Exons: 3
Coding region: 60-1457 (465 amino acids)
Molecular function (GO): actin binding
Source: RefSeq, a predicted model, not a curated record